Caenorhabditis angaria is the source of this 12203-nucleotide messenger RNA. Lineage: Eukaryota; Metazoa; Nematoda; Chromadorea; Rhabditida; Rhabditidae. The record is from the annotation of a GenBank genome assembly.
AUGAAACAAUUUGUUGCGAUUCCAUCGACGAGUCGACAAAAUGGGAAUAUUAUGAAGCAACCACUGAUUGGACAAAUAUUCACAAUGAAUGGUGAACCACCGCCAAUUCCACCGUAAGUCCAGAAUUAUGAGGGGAAGGGGGGAAGUUUGAAGAUUAACUCAAAUCAACGAUUUGUAGUUGGUGGGCAUAUGAGUGUGUGUAAAAGUGUGAGAAAAAUUAGAUCUAGUGUGGAAUUUUCAGAUAAUUCUUUUUGAAAUAGAAAGUUGUAAAAAAAAUUUUCGAAUUGUUUUAAGAUUCAAUUUUCAGAAUAAAUUAGAGAUUUAAGAAAAAAAGCCCUUUGGUUUAUUGACAUUUUUUCAAUAAACCAAAAGGCUUUUUUUGAAAUUCGUGGAUUACUGUAUCUUUAAAAAAAAUGAUGAUUCUCUGUUGAAAAAUAAUUUUGAAUUACCGAACUUCAAGAUUCAAACCCUGAAAAUCAAAAAAUUUCAUAAAUAUUUCAAAAUUAUAAAUCAACGCAAUAUAUAUAUAUAAUAACUCAUAUUUUUUCAUUCAUUUUUUCAUUCACACCGCAAAUAUUUUUCUCACUUUUUUCGCGAACAUUCUUCAUUUUCAUCUCAACUAAUAGUUGUCAAUAAAUAAAUGUGUCCAUCCUUCUUUUUUUUGCUAUUUCAAUUUUCAUUUUCAUUUUCACUCUGAAAAAAAAAACGGACGAGAAGAGUCGAAUAAAUAAUAACAUAAAAUGGGUCGGCGGUGAAAAAAAAAUUGAGAGGAUCCUCUCGUUCAGAAGAAUCGUCGUCGUCGUCUUCAUUUAUUAAUAUAUUUUUCUUAUUCUGAAAAAAGACAUUCUAGAAUAGCGAUGGCAAAUCUAAUGAGCAGAUAUUUGACCAAUUUGGUCAUUCCAAAUUUCGAAAAAUAUCGAUAUCAGUGAGUUGUUUUUCUUUUGUUUUUCAUUUAUUUGAAAUGUCCUUUUUGUGCUCUUCCGAGCUCCAAAUCUAAUUCAAAUAUUCGAAAAAGCUUUUAUGAAAAAUUAAACUAAAUCGCGUGAUUAACAGCAAUUAGACUUUAGAACACUGAAAAAAUAAAUAUGCUGAAAUUUUUCAUUCAAACGAUGAUGAUGUGUUUCAGAUCGCUUCCACAAUCUUAUCGUGAAUCGGAAUUCUCGCAGCGAAAUUCAAUGCAUACAGCAAGAUCGACAAAGUUAGAAGAGUUAGUUUUGAGGGAAAACUGGGGGAUUUCUUUAGCGUGAACUUUUUCCGGGUAGAAAAAAUCAUUUUCAUUAAUGAAAAAAUCAAGAGCAAAAAAAAUAAACGUGAGCUCUUGUUUUUCAAGAAAAAAAUACAUUAGGGAAUCAUUUUUGAAUUUUGAGAAAUUCGAUUACGGUGAAUAUUUCAAGGAAAAUCUAUGAUGAGAUUGUGAACGAGGAGUUUCAAGUUAUUUUUUCAAGGGGUUUGAAAAAUAUUGGGAGAAAUUCAAGCGACGUUGAUUUGUGUAGACGUGGCGCCUUGUCAGAUUGGCUCACAAGCUGCUACUCCUUGACAGAGAGGUCUUCAAGUAGUAGCUCCUUGUUCAAUAUAAAAAAGUUCCCAACAAUUUUAAUGAUACACAGACGAAAUACGCAGACGACCAGAGAAUAUAGUCAAUGAAAGAUAGUUUCUCAUUAUUUUCAAAUUUGUAUUAUGAUUCAUCAAAAUCUGAAUUUGAAUAUCCUAUUCCAGUUCGCAACAUAAACAUAUACAAACUCGAAAUUGUGUGCAAAAAAACGAGUUUUGUGUUGGUUAUUGAAUAAUCCGUUUACUCACAACACCACCAUCAUCUUCUUGUCGUUCUUCCUUCUUUUUUUUCUCAACUCCGUUUUUUUCGGUCAUUUUUGAGCCGGAUAAACUUGAACCACUAAACAAUUGAAUUCUUCUUCUUCUCCUUCUUCCCGCUUUUCCUUUGGGGUACUCUCAUUGUUUUAUUCAUUUUUCUGCUGUGUUCAUCUUCUUUUUUUCUGCGAAGAAGCUUCGAGGAAUUUUGUUGUGUUUGAUUUGACAACAUUAAUCCACGAGUUUCAGGCUCGCUUGAUUUUUGAGAUUUUGAAGACAGAUGAUUUUUUCUCAUUUCAAAGAAAUAAAUAAAUACAUCUGGACGGUGAUUUUUGUCAAUAAAUUUUUAGAUUCGAAAAAAAUGUUGCGAUAUUUUUUUGAGUGAUUUUUGAGUGGAGAACUUUGAAGAGACUAAAAUUUUUAGAGCUUUCAGAAAUUCAGAGAUCUUCGAAAGCCGGUUUGAUAGAACUUUUGAGAUUUCAGAAAUUUUGUUGAAAACUCAGAAAUUUAACAUGAGAAAUGAUGAUAUUUCAAGAGAAUCAUAGCAUUACUCAUUUUAAACUUUUAAAGAACCUAUUAGAGCUGAUUUGCCAAUAGUUGGAUAGAUGUUAUAAAUUCCCAGAGUCUCAAACAGUUUCAUUUACACCACAAAAACAACAGAAAUAACAAUGUUUCCAAAAUUCCUCAACUUCUCUUUUUUGUUAUAUUUCUUCUUCUUUUUUUUGUUUCGGUCGGACCUUUUUUGGUAUGUGUGCUAGUUAUGAAUAAACUAUUGAAACGCACUUUUCACAACUCGUUUUCUGCUUACUUUUUGGCGCUUCUUUUUGACUUUGACUCUUAGAGCAUAUACUAUUUUUGGUACAUAUUGUUUUUGUUUUUCCACGAGAGCAGGUUAGGAAAUUGUUAGGAAAUUAGGUUAGGUUAUUAUUGGAAAUUCGUAGAAACAGAAGUAUUUUGGUAUCUAGGCAUAAAAUGUGAUCGUUAAAGUUUUAGGAGGGACUUGGAGCUUUGCCGAAAUUUUCGGCCAAUUUUUCAAGGGACCGUUUUUUAUGUAAAAUUACUGUAGUUUUUGCUGACCCAGGAUUUAUGCUUGCAUUACUAUAGAUAAAUAUUGCCGAGAAAUUCAAGUUUUUCAAAAUAAUCAAAAAACGAAUCCAGAAAAAUGAUAAUAAAUCUCAUUUUAGUAGAUAAAAAAAGGUCAAAAUUCAAUUUCGAAAAACACGCGGCUGUUCUUUUUUCGGAGGAAGUCUCCGAAUUUUUAUUUGAUUUUUUCCAACACUUCUGCUGCUCAUAGAUACUUGUUUUUCUCUUUUUUUCAUGUUCGGUUUUGUUUCAAUUUUGAGUUGAGUGAAAAAAGAAAGAGAUAAAAUAAAUUGAGCAGAAGAAAGAGGAAUGAAAUCAUAUCACAUUUCAAAGUUGCGUGUAAUUUUUUGAUUGAACAUGAUCUUGACAUUUGAUAUUUUUGAGUUGAGCACUACUGAAUCAAAAUUGUUUUCGAGUCUGUUCGGCAUUCUUGCAAGCACCUUUCCCAAAAAAAAACCAAAAAGAAGUCUCUUUUUCUGACGCCGUAUUGGUUUUGUUGUUUUGCCUCACCGCUUCUGAACUGCUCAAUUAUUCGAGUUUCGAAAAAACGAAUUUUUCUCGUCGCCGACAGCGCAAAAAAUAAAAUAUAAUUCAUUUUUCAUUUUUUCUUGGUUUCUUCUUCUUAUUCUCUUUUUUGUGCUUUUUCGGAGCUGCGACUGCGAUUCAUUGAAAUCUAAUCUGUUUUUUCUUUAUUUUCUGCAACAAUCUUCAAUUUUCAACACUAUUUCGAUAUCUCUUUUUUUUUGGUAUGUGUGUUGGCUGCCCCACUUUUUAUUUGGUGUACCUUUUCGUUUCCGCCCUCUUUUUCUUGACAUUUUCAAGCACGUAUCAUUUUCAGUCUUCUAAUGGAAAAUCAAAGAAGAUGAAAGAAAUCUUUUGGCAGUUGAAAAGUCAAACUUUUUGUCUUGUAGCUUUCUUAGAAACAAGACCAUGAGCAUAAUUGAUGGAGUUGUCCUUUUUUCGCGCCCGUCUUCUUAUGUCAGCUUCUUCAAGGUGUUCUUCAUUUUUUUUUGUUUCGAAGAGAAGAGCUUGCAAAAUUGCGGAUUUUCCAAAAAAAGGCUUCAGAAUUUCGAAGUUGAAGUUUGUUAGUUUGACCAAAAAUACACAGUGUGUAAUUUUUUACCCAAAAUUAGUAACCCUCAAUUUUCUAAAUUCUUUCGUUUUUUUUUGUUUUGAAAAAUGAAAACAUGUUUUUUUCGUCAAAAAAGUCAACGGAAAAGUGAGAUAUUUAGAGAAAAAUCUUUUUUUUUUGAUUUUUGGGCAAAAAAAUGUUUAGAAAUUUAGGAUUCUAUUAAUUCCCAUUUUGUUUAACUUCCAAAAAAUCAUAGUCUCUCAGUUUUUAGCUUCAUUUUCUUUUGGAAAGUUCGAGAAAAUAUGAAUGUUUUCUCUAAUCCUCUUCUCCUUCCAUUAUCUCUCUCUCUCUCUUCCUCCCUUUCUCUAUUUCUUUUCUUUUCUCUGCGUCUCUAUCAAUUUUUAUCAAAAAUAAAAUUUAGGAAGAUUAUGAUCACGGCCCGAUAAUGUUUGCCCGUGCCAAAUUUGCCCAUCGCAUUUAUCGGUGAGUUUCUCCUCAUAACACACAAGUCUCUCUGUGUUAUUCUCUCUGGUCGUCUGCCUUAUCUUCUCAAAAAACACUGCGGAAAAUGUCUGCUUCCGUGGCGCAAUAGGCAGCGCGUUCGGCUGUUAACCGAAAGGUUGGUGGUUCGAGCCCACCCGGGAGCGAAAUUUUUUGUUGGAAAAAUUUUUGUUGAAUGGGAAGAAGUUUUUUUUCUGGGGCCACAUUUGUCUUAUGGCCGCAGGGUAAAAAGGAUUAGUUUUAUGCGCAAAAAGGUCAUUUUGUACAUACUCGUAUUCCUGAAUUCUCUCUUUUCGGAAUUCUAAAAAUGUUUGAAAUGCGAAAAUCAGUUUGUUAUCUGGAUGCGCUGCUUCCGACGAGGUUUGUGAACAGUGAAAAAAACAGGAAAAGUUCUAAAAAAACAUGGGCUCAUUUUUGUGGGUGACUAAAAUGGAAUUGUAAGUUUUAGUUGCGGGAGUAGGAAGGGAGGGUGAAACUCGAGUUACAUUUCAAAAAAUUCACCGAAAAAUAUACGUUUCAAAAAUUGAAUCAAUUAUUUUUAGAAAAAACUGGUUUGCACAAAAUACCGUAAUCGAAUCAUUUGAUUUUUUUUGCGAAAUACUAGAUUUUUUGUCUCAUAACUUCAGUAAAAUAAUUUCCAACUCCGAAAAAACACCCCUGUCAUUUAUUUUGUUGCAUUUUCUUGUGUUGUUGUGGUUGUUGUUUCAAGUGUUUGUAAAAAAGGAAAUAUGUCGAAAAAUAAGGAGCGAAGAGAAAAAAAGAAGAGUUGAAAAAGUUGGAGUUGGAAAUGAAUCCCUCCGGGGAACACUGACCCCUCUUCAACUUUUUGCCUCUUCUUUGCCUUUUUCCACCACUAUUUUUUUGAGAAUCACACCAACUCGUCUUUUCUUCUUCUUCUUCCCCUUUUUUGGCGUUUUUCUCACCAAAAAAUCUGAGAGGCGGAGCAAGAAGGUUCAAAACCACUUUUUGUCUAGUUUUGUGUGUGAUUUUUCAUGGGUUGACGUGGGUUUUCUGAUUGCAGCUGUUUUCGAGUUUAGCAAAGAUUUUUUCAAUUGAAAACUAGUAAAGUCAGAUUUGGAGAAUCCACGUGGAUUUUUGAGUAAAUCUGUAGUUCAGAAUGAUUUAUGUGAAGUUUCAAAAUCAACGUGGAUCUUCACGGAAAUUUCUACUCAUUUUUUAAUUGCCUAAUUUUUUAAUGAAAAAAAAACACAUGACACGUGUUCUGUUAGGAAUAGACUUUCUAGAAUUCACGUUCAAGAAUUUCGAAAAAAGUUUGAAUCUCGAUAUUUUCAGAAUUCAACUCUGAUUGUUUCAAUUUCUAAAUUCUACAGAUCCUUCGAUGAUUUGAAAGUCCUCGAUUUUUCAAAAAAAUUUUCAAAUUAAUUUUUUAUCUGAUUUUUUCUAGAAGUUUUAUGAACUUUGAGCUCUUCAAAUUUUGUAAGUCCACGUGGAUUUUCAAUUGAAAAAUUAAAAAAAAAUCAGAAAUGAAUUCCAAAAAUUCAAAGUCACGUUUCCAGAAUUAAAAACAUUAGUAUUCUCCAAUCAGAACCCAGUCCAGCCCUAUCAAUAUAUUUUUUGCAAAUUCUGUUCCUCUGCCAUUUUUUCGCUCCUCGAGGAUCCAUGUCAGAUUUUAUACCCAUAGACAUUUAUAUAAAUCAGAUUAGCAUAUGUUUCUUCUCCUUCUUUUUUUUCUGUUUUCCAUCUUCAGCUUCAGCUUCAGUUUCUUCUUCUUGUUUUUAUAUAUCCGUUGUCUUUUACCCUUUCCUCUCCUUUUUUUGUUGGUGUGCUCAUUUGUGAGCUCACACCACUUUUUUAUCUGAUUAUGGUUGGCCGACGAGAGGAGCUAUGGAAGAAAAAAAGCAAAAAGCUGUACUUUUUACUGGGUUCGGGUUCGGGUUAGAUUAAUAGGUUUCUAUUUUCCUGAUCUUUUUUCUUCAGACCCCUGCCUGGCCCAUUUUCAAAAAAUGAAAACAUAAUUUUUUUCUUUUCCAAUAAAAAAGUUCAGCUCAAAGUUUUGCGGACAUAUAAUUGCUCACAUACACACUUCAUAGUAUAUAUUCAAUUAAGAAAAAAUAUCCCUAUAUUCUUUUUUUUUUCUUCAUUUUCUUCCCUUCAUGCUCUGUUCUUUUUUCUCUUACCCCACCAAUUGUCGCCAAUUUACACAAAGAAAAAAGGAGGAGCGAAGAGACAAUAAAAUUUUGACAUGAAUCUUCAUCUUGUUUUUUUUUGUUGUUGGAAAUUUUUGAAUUGGAUCAGGGCGGCCUUUUUUUUGAGCAAAUACUUAUUUUCCAAAAUUUUAGUCCGAUUCAAAAGGUUUUGUUAUUCUCACAUUCUAAUUAUCAUUCUCAACCCGAAUUUUUAUCUUCCCAGUUUUCCGCAACUCAUUCAUGAAUCAAUGUGGUGUCUGCGGAAUAACAAAACCAUCAACAUCAUCGACAACACAAAUCAAUCGAUUUCACAAAUUUUAAAUAGGCAUCGAGACGAACAACUAAUACUAGAGAAGGUGGUGGUCGCCGCCAAUUUGGCGACACCAAUUUGAAAAUGCUUAACCCACUUUAUAUGAAACAUCGAGCAUCGACACCAUGUCCACCAUCUUCACAUCAACCUUCUACUUCAAGACAACAUCGACCGAGUUCGCCGGGUUUAUCGAUGGGUCCGCCAUCAUCGCCACCUUCACUUUUUAAUUUACAACAAAUUGCGAGUGGAAGUGUUGUACUUCCAUUAGCAGACGAUGCUGAAGAAUUGAGGUAAGUAGAGUGAUUUGGAGUUUUUUCGGUGAAUUUUGAAAUGUAAUUCGAGUUUUCCGCAAGCGAAAAAUUCUGAAAGUCGAGUUAAACAUUUUUUUUUUUGAAUUUCUGAAUUAAUUUUUUUCAAUUUUCCGUUCAUUCGAGAGUCCUCGUGUUAGUCUAAUAACUGAAUUAUCAAAGUUCGAAAAAAUUUUUUUUGAGUGUUUUGUCAAAACUCCACGGACUCCUACUACUUUCAAAAUAUAUCAUUUUUGUUCGAAAAAUAUUUGAAAAUUAAUUUCUCAAAAAUUUUACGUUUCAAAAAUCACGUAUUAUUUGUAAAUGUUUUCUUCUGGAAUUUUUAUUUCAUAAUUAAAAUUCUAGUUCAUUAGAGCGCACUUGCUUUUCAAAAAUUAGGUAAUCCAAAAAUAGUCCAACUUUUCUGUUCCUCUUCCAAUCUCCUUCAGUUUCUCCUUCAGUCUGUCAUAAAUCUUUUCGCCUCGUUUUUUUUCGUUCCGUUUUUGGUUCCUCUGUCCAGAGAGCCCAAAUAAACGCGCAACAAAAACAGACAGGAGAAAAACGAGGCAAAAACGACAGACGAGGAUAGAUAAUAGAUGAUGGGCAAUUAGUGAACAACAAAAAAACGAAAGAAAGAAGUAUGUGUGUGUGUGUUGUAGGCAAAGGAACAUUUCUGCGAACUACGACAGUUUUUUUUCUGAGAAUUCAGGGAUUCGGUGGAAUAACAAAGUAAGGGGGUUUCCGGUCAAUUACACGAACCUGAAAUCGAAAAAAAUCGAAAAAUGCAUUAUGUGCCACAUGAUAAAUAAUUUACACGAACAACUACUACUUUUCCUCUUACAUGACUUUGUAUUAGUUUUGUUCACUCCUUUUUUUUGCAAAAUAAUUCUCAUAUUAUUAUUUUUCUAUUAUGAAUGUUCAUGGUAGAUUAUCUGCACAAUUUUAUGGAUCAGAUUGGAUUCCACCAAGUAGUCGAUUCAGAUUAAGCAGACAUUUGUAGGUUUUUUGGGGAGCUAGCUUCUAAAAAUAGACCACUUCAUUCAUCAAAGUGAUUCGCAAAGUAUAACAAUAAAAUGAACUCUGUUAAACUACCCAAUUAACCGAAAUGUUCUUUUCUUUUUCUUCUUCCUCCAUUUCUUCUCAUUUCAUUUCAAAUAAUGACCACUAAAAUAAAAUAAAAUAAAAUAAAAUGAAAUGAAGCUGACUGAUUUCGAGAAUUACACACUUCAUGUCUUGUUCUUUCAAUUCUCUUUUUUGACGUAUACAUGUCACCUGUUAGGACAACAAUUUUGAAACAAAACAAAACAAAACAAAAACAUAGGAAAUGGGGGGAAAUCAUUCAUUUUUGCGGAAAGUGAGUGAUGCGCGAACUCUAAUCUUUUUUCGGACACACAAACAAACACAUGUUGGUUGCUGGAAAAUGGGCAAAAAAAAUGUUUGUAGAAUUUUUGGAGGCCUGUUGAAAUAAUUUGGGCGGGACCUUCAAAACUAUUUUUCGAUCUGAUCAAAAAAUUCUAAAAUUAAAAAAGCUGCCAGGAGUUUUGGAGUUCAAAAUUCCAAUCUGACAAAAAAAUCCGAAGCUGAAUUUUCAGACACUGAAAACAAUACAAUUUCCAUAACCCCAAUUUUUUCAGCGCGGAACGAUUGAACUUGUAUUUGGAUAAAAAUGAGGGUGAGAUCGAGAAUUUGGAUGAUGAGCCUGAUGAGCCGGUGGAGAAGAAAGCUAGAUGGAAAAGGGUUGGUUAUUUUUGGGAUGUGGAAAUAGUUUUGAAUGUUUUUGAUUUUCGCAAAUAUAAAUUGAAAAGUCGAAAUAGAAGUUCAGGAUAAAAAUCAGAAAACAUAAAAAACAUGUGGCUCAAAAAAUUUCACAUUAAAUUUUUACAUUGUAGAAGUUAGGGUUCUAGAGAUUUCAGUUGAAAACUGUAAUGCAAAUGGUCAAAUUUUUUGAAACUUCUUGGAAAGUUUUAGGGACUUCUCAUGAAUUUUAUGAUGAAUAGUCAAAAAUGACCGAAUUUUUGAGGAGCUGUGUGUGCAUUUUGAAAUACCUGUGGAGCUGUGUAGGGCAUUUUUAAAUUAAAAUCCAAAAAUCAAUAAUGGAUCAACUAAUUUUUUGGUUCCGAUUUUCAAUUUGCAAAUUUGUGGAUAUGGUUUUUUGAAAAAUAUCAAACUCUCAUUCUCAAAGUUUUCAACCGACUUUCUAUCAAAUGUUAACCUUUUCCCUUCGAACUUCAAUAUUUCACAACCCAAAAGGUUGUCAUAAAAUAUGUUUUCCAUUCGCAAAAAGUUCCCAAUUUCUAUCUCUCCACCAAUUUUUCGAUCCAAAAAAUAUAUAAAUCUUCAUAGUACGUCAACUUUUUUUUUGGUUGGUGCUCGCCCUACGCGCGAGCUUUCGUUUUCCUCCUCGGGGACCAUCCAAACAUUUCCACACUUUUUUGCACAUCGCAGAGAAAAAUAGAAACAAAGAAGGGGUAAAUGGGUGCAUUUUAUUUGAUAUUAUGUAUUGAAAAAAUUUGAAGGGAUCUUUGGAAAAACGAGAUUUUUUGCAGAAUCUUCGGAUAGCUCUACCUCAUAUUGGACUUGUUGCAUUAUCCAUGGUUUAUACAUUAUUAGGAGCAACUAUAUUUCAUUAUGUGAGUUUUUAAAAAAACUGAUUGAACUGAUUUUUGAAAUUUUUUUAAAAUUUAACGUUGUGAGAUACCUUAUUUUAAAUUUAAAUUCUAAUUUCUCGAACUUGCAAAACCUCAAAAUUCUCCACAAUGUUCACACAAUUCUAGAAGUGGGACUAAAGUUGACAAAAUUCACCGAGAUUCAGAGAAUAAUAGUUACUAAUAAAAUAUGUACAUCCUUACAGUAUGAAAAACCAUUCGAAGAACUACUUCGGACCGAAACAUCAGAAAGAAUAAAUCACACAAAAACAGAGGUUCGAACAACAUUGAUCAAUAUGUUUAGGAAUAAUACAAGUAUUGAAUUAUGGAAUCAGACAGCUGAUGAGGGGUAAUUUUUUUUAUUUUUUUUUGGGCAAAAAAAAAAUGAGCUUCUCUAAUUUCUACUCAAUUUUUCAGAAUGAAUCGUCUGAUACGUGAUGUGUUUCUCGAUUAUACAAAAAAUUAUAUGACACCAGAUGAUAUUAUAACAGGAACAGGUCCAGUUAAAUGGUCAUUUGCUUCAAGUAUUUUCUUCUCUUGGACAGCAAUUACAACUAUAGGUACAGUAGUAAUCCAAAAGCACUUUGAUUGACAAGAUUAGGGCCCAUUCAUUUGGAACCUAAUCUCAUUUCAGUUUUUUUGACAUCAUUUUUUUUGACAAUGAAAUCGGAGAGAGGGAAAAAACAAAACAAAAAAUCAGUGUUUUUGUAGGAUAUGGUCAUAUUGUUCCUCGAACAACUGCUGGUCGAGUAGCCAUCAUAUUUUAUGCACUUCUUGGUAUUCCAUUGAUUCUUGUCACAAUUGCUGACAUGGGUCGAUUUCUAUCUGGUGGAAUUAUUUGGGUGCAUAAUGUUUAUCGAAAUGCGAUGGAUAUGUGUUGUGCGCAUUGUUGGAAGUGUUUUAAAUGGUUAUGUUGUCGAGUUAGGCUAAGAAGGAGGACUAAUAUACAGGUGAGCGAUUUGGGAAAGGUUUUGUGAUCAAGUGGUGUUUUGUUAAAAUUCUCAACUUUUGCCACGUCAUAACUAAUUUCCCAAGUUGAGCUAAGUCCGUUACAUUAGCCGAAAAAGACUAUUUUCGCAGAACUUUUGGUUUAAAAUCCAAAAACGCUCAAUUCAAAAAUGUUUAACACAUUUGCUUACCAAAAUUCUUACAGAUGCCAACAAUUGAACUUCUCCAACGUCAGCAAAAGAUGUACAAUAACAAUAACAACAAUGCACCGAUUGCUGCAACUGCUGCGAGUGCUGGUGGUGGAACUGGACGAAAAAAGAAAUCAGCAAGAGAUAAUAUUAGUGAAGCUGGAACUUUUGAUGGUUAGUUUUUGAAUUUCAAUUUCAAACUGAAAUAUGAAAUCAUUUCAGACAUUAGCGAUAUUCAAAAUAGUGAAAAUGGUGAUAAUGAGGAGGGUCGAGAAAACGAUGUAGAAAUCAUCGAACCGCCACAUCAUGAAAGACGGGUAUCAGUCGUAUUUAUUCUUUUUAUUAUGUUAGGUAAGUUUUCGUCUGAGUUGAGCACAAGUUCGAGAAAAGGAUCACUCAUUUUUAGGUUACGUUGCGGGUGGUGCCUAUUUCAUCCGAUAUUGGGAGACUUGGACGUUUUUCGAAGCAUUCUAUUUUUGUUUUGUUACGGUUACAACAAUCGGUAUGUUUUAUUCUAGAAUAGUUCUUAUUUCUCAAAACCCAUGUCUUUACAGGGUUUGGUGAUAUUGUUCCGUUGAAUGUUGAGUUCUUCCCAGCUACUUUAGCCUAUAUUGUUCUUGGAUUGAUUAUCACAACAAUGUGUAUUGGUGAGUUUUAGACUGAAUAUAAGAAAUUAUCUUGAGAAAUUCAACAACUUGUAGAUCUCGUUGGUUCUGAAUAUAUUCGAGAUAUUCAUUUCUAUGGUCGAAGUCUUGGUAGAUCAUUCAUGACAAUUGGUGGAAAAGUGAGUCACAUUUUUCAUUCAUAAAAUAAACAAAACUUGUAGGUUGUUCAUCUUGGUGAAGUCUUUGGAUAUGUCGCGUUCCUUCAAAAGAAUUAUGGUUUGACACCAGAGCAACUCAAUAAACUUGCUCAAUUACCCGAAGAAUAUCUGCUUGAUUGUCUAAUAAAUGGUCGACAACCAGAUUUGAAUUGGAUUGGUGGUCGACCUUAUGUUCCACCGGAUAUUUAUUAUUUCAAAUGGAUUGAACAUCCUCGAACAUUAUCUUUUGCAUCAGAUCGAGUUUUACAAAGUAUGGAAAGUCUCGAUUUGAAUACAAGUAGAUGUUCGACUGCGCGAACUUUGACGCCUCGAGAAUAUUAUCAGAAGAUUCUAUUCCAGUAUUGUAAACAGUUACAACCAACUGAAGAACCAAUAGCUGAUAUUGAUAAUUAA